CUUGUUAAAUGGAAAACUUUCUUAGCCGCAGUUAAAGGAAACUAGACUACGCCGAUAACGCCUAUCGAAUCUGUCUCUUCCUCUCUUUAACAUUUCCGCGAGAAAGAUUGAGUAACACUGAGCUUCACCAUGACUGUAUCUCACAACAUCCUCAUCACGGGUGCAUCGGGCUAUCUCGGGGGCACUUUACUCGCUCGCUGGGCGAGCGCCGGCCUCACGGGCUAUGACAAGCUAUUUGCACUCGUUCGAACAGAGGCUCAAAGGGAGCAAGUCAAGCAAUAUGGUGUUGAGCCUCUCACAUUUUCCCCUCGAGAUGAUCAGGCUGUCCGAGACGCAGUGGUACAAAAUCGGAUCACCAUCGUCUUUUACUUGAUAGAUGCCUUCGACUCUGUUGGCCAAGAAAACUUCAUCAAGGCUUUAGGCCAAGUGAAGUCUCAGACGGGUCUAGACGUUCACUUGCUUCACACAUCGGGUGCCAAGAUCUUUUCGGGUCUUGCUGGGGCUCCUACAGAUAGUCCGCUCUUAGAUACCGACCCUGGUCUGUACGACAUCCAGAAAGCUCAAGAGCCCCCAAUACCUUUCAUGAAGAAGCCUGUUGAGACGAACAAACGAGUUAUUGACUUGGCCCAAGCCAACGAUGUGAGAUCUUAUAUUUUUGCUCCCUGCAUUGUCUAUGGAAAGGGAGAAGGAUUCGGCAAUCCUAUUUCCAUCCAAACCGUCGACAUUGUCAAAGCCGCCAUUGCUACUGGUCGAGUGCACUCAGUGACACCUGGUCGGCCUACUUGGCCCGUAUGUCACGUCCUAGACAACACUACCCUUUACCUCCAAAUUCUUCGCUCUAUCUUGAACGGAGAAACCCUAGGAUAUGACAAGAACGGCUACUUUCUUGCGGCUUCUGGUAGUGUAGCCUGGGAUGAUUUGUACGACGCAAUGGCCAAGGCACUCAAGGCCCGAAAUGUCGUGGAAGACGAACGUGUCAUUCCCGCAGACGAAUCGGCGCUUGGCAAGAUGGCUCAAGGGCUGAGCACCGAGAGCUCUCUCGUUCAGAUGAGAUUGGCUGGAAAAUGCAAUUUCACAGCCAGUCACGGUGCUCAAAUUGGAUGGAAACCCCAAUUUCCUCCGGAACAUAUUCUCGAUGCUGCUGAUGAUGAGGUCGAUUAUAUAUUGCAGACGCUUUAUAGCGACCAAGGUUUUGGUGACAAGCCAUGGUACAAGAAAGAGUAGAGUAUCAACCAUUUUGUUGCAGGCUGCUCUUAGUCUCUGUUGGGUCACCAAAUUUGGUCGGUUCCUCGCCAAGUGUGAAGCAAAUUAGCAAUCCUCAAUUUCCUGGCAUCGCUCUAGCUCGGUCAGCCUGCUUAUCCGCUGCUCGGAACUCGGAUAAUGCGAUGUUGUUUCACACCAGGUCACUAGGUAGAUCAAGAAAUUCAGCA
This is a messenger RNA of Colletotrichum phormii, 1430 nucleotides long. RefSeq lists its product as uncharacterized. Lineage: Eukaryota; Fungi; Ascomycota; Sordariomycetes; Glomerellales; Glomerellaceae. The transcript is spliced from 6 exons. Bases 130 to 1224 code for a protein of 364 amino acids. The record is from RefSeq and is a predicted model, not a curated record.